Glossina fuscipes is the source of this 2084-nucleotide messenger RNA. RefSeq names its product vacuolar protein sorting-associated protein 45 (gene Vps45). The record is from RefSeq and is a predicted model, not a curated record. Gene Ontology annotation, biological process: vesicle-mediated transport; intracellular protein transport. Gene Ontology annotation, cellular component: Golgi membrane. Bases 230 to 2038 code for a protein of 602 amino acids. The transcript is spliced from 3 exons. Lineage: Eukaryota; Metazoa; Arthropoda; Insecta; Diptera; Glossinidae.
AUCUAAUAAGUUGAUAACACCGAAAAGAUUGAACGCAGAAAUAUAACUCGACUAAUUGAUUCGCUGAAUUUCGAUAAUAUAAUUUUUUUAAUGUUAAUAUUUAUUAUCUGUUUGUUUUUAAUUCAUAGUUUUUCAAGCAAUUUUUUCUUCACUUUAUUCGAUUUCGUCUACUUUUAUUGCACACUCAAUAAAGUAACAAAUUUUUACAAAAUUCUGAUAUGGCAGCUUUAUGUCUACGGUGCAAGAAAUAAAGUGCAUUUUUAUAAAAAAAGUUAAUUUAAUUGUACAGAGGCUACUCCAAAAAGUAACCAUGAAUUUAAUAAACGGUAUUAGACUGUACAUUGAAAAAAUGUGUAGUGAGUCAGGACCAGGCAUGAAAAACAUGUUACUGGAUCGAGAGACUACUAGCAUUAUAUCAAUGGCUUUUAGUCAGUCGGAUAUGCUGCAACGCGAGGUGUAUUUAUUUGAACGCCUGGAUUCUGGGCGUUCUAAUGAGCGCAUGAAAUAUCUCAAAUGUAUAGUUUUUAUUAGACCAACCAAACAAAACAUUCAACUUCUAGCAAACGAAUUACGUAGUCCCAAAUAUGGUUCAUAUUAUAUAUAUUUUAGUAAUAUCAUACCACGUACUGAUAUCAAAUUUCUGGCUGAAUGUGAUGAGAGCGAAUCUGUAAGGGAGGUGAAGGAGUUUUAUGCUGAUUAUUUAAGUGUGAAUCCCAAUUUAUUUUCUUUAAAUAUACCAAAAUCCAUGCAGCGUUUAAAUUGGCUUCCAGAAGCUUUAACUCGUUCUGUACAAGGUAUUAUUGGUGUAUUGCUAACGUUGAGAUUAAAUCCUGUAAUACGCUAUCGAGCUGGAUCGUCGGUAGCGCAAAAUUUGGCCAAACAAAUAUUUGAGCAAAUCACUAAAGACUCCACACUUUUUGAAUUUCGACAACAAGAAAAUGGAGCAGCUCCACCUCUGCUCUUAUUACUCGACCGUCGUGAUGAUCCGGUCACGCCUUUACUACAUCAGUGGACUUAUCAAGCUAUGGUUCAUGAGCUACUAACAAUACGAAAUAACAGACUAGAUUUGUCUAAUAUUCAAGGCGUACCUAAUGAUUUUAAAGAAUUGGUUUUAUCCGGUGAGCAAGAUGAAUUCUAUAGUAAGAAUAUGUAUGCAAACUUCGGUGAGAUAGGCUCAACCAUUAAAAGUUUAAUGGAGGAGUUUCAGCGUAAGGCCAAGGAUCACAAGAAGGUCGAAAGUAUAGCUGAUAUGAAAAAUUUUAUUGAAUCAUAUCCGCAGUUCAAGAAAAUGUCAGGCACUGUUCAGAAACAUUUAUGCAUAAUGGGUGAGUUGUCUAAUUUAACCAGCAAACGUAAUCUGUUUGAAGUUUCUGAAUUGGAACAAGAAAUAGCUUGUAAGGCCGAGCACUCCGCUCAGCUGCAACGUAUUAAGAAAAUUAUUGCAGAUGAAAGAAUAGCUAUUAAUGAUGCCGUAAAAUUAGUAGUUCUGUAUGCUUUGCGAUAUGAACGUCACGCGAAUUGCGACACUUCGGGCCUAUUGCAAAUAAUCAAAAUGCGAAGCGACCAAGCUCACAUAAUACCUAGUUUGAUUGAAUACGCUGGUACUCAUGUACGGCAAGGAGAGGUAUUUAGUUUGGUACGCAUAACAGAUGCUGUAAAAUUGACACGGAAUCUAAUUAAGGGAUUGAAGGGCGUAGAAAAUGUUUUUACUCAGCAUACGCCACUACUGAAGGAAACUUUAGAAGAUAUUUUUAAAGGCCGUGAAUUAGAUCCAUUAUAUCCGGCCAUUAAUUCAGAAUUAGUGCCAUUUCGGCGACCACCUCAAGAAGUUGUAGUUUUUAUUAUAGGGGGAACUACUUAUGAGGAAGCUUUGGCAGUUCAUCAGCUGAACAAUAACGGCUAUCGUGUCAUCCUGGGAGGAACUACUAUACAUAAUUCGCAAAGUUUCAUCGACGAAGCAUUAGCUGCAACAGAAGGCUUGCAAUUCAAGCAUACGAAGUCUAUGAUGAAAUAUUAUGCAACUUCCGAAAAUUUUUAGAUAUAUUAUUGUGCAAGCGAUACAAAUAUAUUACUUCAGAAUGUUA